CAUUUGUUCUCCUGGACUGAAGCUCAGGUGGGGAAAGACUGGAACCUUUUUCCUUCCAGGGAUAUAUGCAAGUUGUGACCUGCAUUUUAAGGACCGCCGGCAUCCCAUUCCUCGUGUGCUGAACCGCCGCCUGGCUGGAAGACUGUGUCUCUGUCACACACACACACACAAAAGAACCAUUUCACAUCACUGGCGACGUGACGUUUGGGGAUUUAGUGUGUGUGUGUGUGUGUGUGUGCAGAUUGUCACAAACCCAGCAGUUUUGAGAGGAGGCACCGGGUGUAUUUCCGGUGGCCUGAAAGGCGAUCAGGGAAAGGGGUGUGUGUGUGUGUGUGUGCAUGACCUGAAAAACAUCCAGAUACCAGCCCAGCAGCAGCAGCAGCAUCAGCAGCAGCAGCCGCCCGCCCGCCCGCACAGACCAGGAUGGCAAGCUUGUGAACUGUCAGCAUCCGAGGCAAUGGCUGUGGACGCGGCUUCCCAUUUCAGCUUUUGCCGAAAUACCCUGGAUCAAAACGUGCCAACCGAUGAUUUAAACUGCGGCUUGCAAGACGAUUCCGAUAACUCCGCCUGGAAUGGCGGAGGUGGUCAACGCUCAUCGGGAACUAGGAACAUAAAACUCCUACAACAGCCAGGAACAGAACAUUUCCAGAUCGGAUCGAGUGAUGGAUAUUAUAGUUUUCACACAAGUCCAAACUUCACAAGACACACCAAGCCCGUAGUACUGUGGACACAGCAGGAUGUCUGUAAAUGGCUGAAGAAACACUGUCCGCACAAUUACCUGACCUACGUGGAGGCAUUCUCUCACCAUGCAAUAACAGGUCGGGCCCUCCUUCGGCUGAAUGGUGAGAAGCUGGAACGGAUGGGAAUAAUGCAAGACGGACAACGGCAAGAGGUACUUCAACAGGUUCUUCAGCUGCAGCCUCAUUUGACAGUGGCUCCUAGCCGACACCUCCCUGCUAUGACCAUCAACGCCAUGGGAUCAUCUGUGCGGGAGGAGAUUUGAAACUGUGAAGUCUCUUGCAGUGAAUUCAUGUCAUCACUCUGCAACGCAGCAACUCUUGGGCUCAGCUGAUUCUCGAAACUUCGUCACAAUUUUCUUUCCCAGCUUCAAGGCAAACAAAACAAAAAAAAAACACUGACAUUUUUCUUUUAUAGGUUUGUAAAUUAAAUACAAAAACAUCCAGUCAGCUGAUGGUGAGGAUGGAGAGGUUCUACAAUUCACUAAAUUUGCUCCGUUAAACACUUGGCCCUCCAUCCCCCUGCUCACAGUUUGCUGUAAGACCAGGCAGGGAGCUAAUCAAUCUUUUGCAACACAAUAAAAUGAAAGUGCUCCUGAAAUGUAUUAUAAUUGCUCCUGAAUUAUAAUUCAAGCCUCCGGGUUUGAUCCACAGCUUGUAUUUACCGACAAUUUUAUCUGAAUGAUUUCAAUAUUACCACUGCAUCUUGAGCAUGAAAGGGCGGCACGGUGGCGCAGUUGGUAGAGCUGCUGCCUCACAGUGCCAGAGACCCAGGUUCGAUCCCGACCUUGGGUGCUGUCUGCACGGAGUUUGCACAUUCUCCCCGUGACCGCGUGGGUUUCCUCCCACGUCCCAAAGACGUGCAGGUUUGUAGGUCGAUUGUCCUCUGUAAAUUGCUCGUAGUGUGUCAAUAUGGAUGAGAGAGUGGGACAACAUAGAACAUGCCGAAAGGGACUGCAGAUGCUGGUUUAAACCGAAGAUAGAUACAAAAUGCUGGAGUAGCAGGUCAGGCAGCAUCUCUGGAGAAAAGGAAUAGGCAACUUCUUCUUCUUGUGUAUGCUGUGCACAGCUUAAAGUUGUAGGACAACUUGUUCUAUUUUAUCUUAUUUGAUUGUGCACGCCGGGUUGAUUGUAUUUGGCAAAGCAGGGCGGACCACGCGAAGGUUGCAAUCUCCCACCCCGAAUAGGUGACGUUUCAGGUCAAGUCUGAAGAAGGGUCUCGACCUGAAACGUCACCCAUUCCUUCUCUCCAGAGAUGCUGACUGUCCCACUGAGUUACUCCAGCAUUUUGUGUCUAUCCUCUAGAACAGUGGUUCCCAAUGUGGGGUGUACGCCCCACAGGGGGGCAAUUUGAUUUUUAAGGGGGGCAAUUUCCACCUAAAGUUUUUUUCUUUUUUUUUUACAAUUUUUUAGUAAUUUCUUGCUCAGAACUUUAACUGUCUUUUGUUUAUUUAAUUUUUCUUUUUCAUGGAUGCCAUGUUCUUUUGAAGCUUGUUUAAACCAAGGUAUUGGCGUUUUAAGCUUCUUCAGCUGAAACGGAGUUCACUUUUUAAAUGAUAAGAAUUAUAUAUCACCACAU
This is a messenger RNA of Leucoraja erinaceus (little skate), 2316 nucleotides long. Its product is annotated as sterile alpha motif domain-containing protein 10-like. Gene Ontology annotation, cellular component: cytoplasmic side of plasma membrane. The transcript has 5 exons. The record is from RefSeq and is a predicted model, not a curated record. Lineage: Eukaryota; Metazoa; Chordata; Chondrichthyes; Rajiformes; Rajidae. The coding region runs from base 458 to 1003 and encodes 181 amino acids. Gene Ontology annotation, molecular function: protein binding. Gene Ontology annotation, biological process: cell surface receptor protein tyrosine kinase signaling pathway.